Messenger RNA from Ziziphus jujuba (common jujube), 2921 nucleotides. RefSeq names its product MDIS1-interacting receptor like kinase 2. The transcript is spliced from 2 exons. Bases 14 to 2890 code for a protein of 958 amino acids. NCBI's taxonomy places the organism in Eukaryota, Viridiplantae, Streptophyta, Magnoliopsida, Rosales, Rhamnaceae. Gene Ontology annotation, molecular function: protein kinase activity; protein binding; ATP binding. The record is from RefSeq and is a predicted model, not a curated record. Gene Ontology annotation, biological process: protein phosphorylation.
UUCCCCAUAAACCAUGUCCAGCUUACAAGAAUAUUGUGUCUCAUUGGCAAUAAUUAAUGUUGCUUGGGUGGUCUUUUUGCUAUCUUUCUGCAAAGCUGAUCAUGCAGCGUCAAACAGAGAAGCUGAAGCUUUAAUCAAGUGGAAAGAUAGCCUACCAAGCCAAUCAGUCUUCGACUCCUGGGUUUUUCCAACACAUACCAAUAGUUCUUCUUCUACUCCUCCAACUCCAAGUCCAUGCAAAUGGUAUGGAAUUACCUGUGAUAAUGCAGGAAGCGUAACCCAAAUAGAGCUGCCAGGCAGAGGCAUAAAUGGCACCCUCCAAAACUUUGAUUUCUCAUUCUUUCCCAACCUUGUUCGUCUUGAUCUUCAAAGUAACAAUUUCCAAGGCCCCAUACCAGCCAACAUCGGCAUGGUUUCCAAGCUCAAAUUGCUUGACCUUUCUACAAAUUCUCUCAAUGGCACUCUGCCUCUUUCCCUUGCAAAUCUCACUCAAGUUUCCGAGCUUGAUAUUUCCCGUAACGACAUAACGGGAAUCCUAGACGGCCGUUUAUUCCCUGGUGAUCAGUCAUCAACUCAAUCCAAAACCGGCCUUCUUAGUCUCAAAUAUCUACUAUUCCAAGAUACUCUGCUUGGAGGCCAAAUUCCCAAAGAAAUAGGAAACUUGAAAUUCCUGGUUACUCUGGUUCUAGACAGAAGUCAUUUCAAUGGUCCUAUACCUCCUUCUCUGGGUAAUUUGAGUCACUUGCAAGCUCUUCGCCUUUCUGAGAAUCAAAUGUCAGGGGAAAUCCCUGAAACAUUAGUAAAUCUGAGAAACUUAACCGAUUUGUGUCUAUUUGCCAACAAGUUUUCAGGCGUUGUACCUAGUGAACUGGGAAAAUUUUCAUCUUUCACUGUUCUGCAGCUGACUGGCAAUAACUUCACUGGGCAUCUACCUCCCCAUGUGUGUAGGGGUGGAAAGCUUGUCAACUUCACAGCAAAUUCCAACAAUUUCGCUGGUCCAAUCCCGACAAGCUUAAGAAACUGCACAACCUUAUAUCGUGUUAGGCUCGAACAUAACCAGCUAACGGGGUAUAUAGACCGAGACUUUGGUGUGUAUCCCAACCUCACUUAUAUCGAUUUGAGUUUCAACAGAUUGCGAGGCGAGCUCUCACCGAACUGGGGAGAAUGCCGGAGCUUAACGCUACUGAAAAUUGCAAGCAACAUGAUCAGUGGACAAGUCCCAAAUCAGAUUGUCCGGUUGAACCAACUGGUGGUGCUCGAUCUUUCUUCCAAUCAAAUUGCUGGUGAGAUACCAGCAGAUAUUCGGAAUUUAUCAAAGUUAUCCUUCCUUAGCCUGAAGGAUAACCAGCUUUCAGGUAGAGUACCUGAAGGAAUUGGGUCAUUAUCUAACAUGGAGUCCUUGGACCUAUCAAUGAACAUGUUAACUGGGCCAAUUCCAUCUCAGAUAGCGGAUUGCUCCAAGCUUAGAAGUUUGUGUUUGAGCAAGAACCAGCUGAGUGGUGGAAUCCCAUAUCAGAUUGGUAAUCUGGUUCAGUCGUUGCAAGUUUUACUAGAUUUGAGUCAUAAUUCAAUUAGCGGAGAUAUACCACCCCAGCUUGGGAGGCUUACAAGUCUAGAGAAUUUGAACCUCUCCCACAAUAAUCUCAUCGGUUCAAUCCCUGAUUCAUUCAAAUACAUGGUGAGCUUAUUGGAUAUCAACCUCUCAAACAACCUUUUGGAGGGUCCCGUUCCUGAUAUUAAAAUCUUUCAGUCAGCUGAGCCAGAAGCAUUGAGCAACAACAAAGCUUUAUGUGGAAAAAUCAAAGGUCUACUCCCUUGCAACGAAACAAAGCAAAGAGGUAGGAACAAUAAGAAACGCAAAAUUCUAAUUGUUGCUCUUUCUUCGUUGGGCAGUGCACUGUUCAUUUCUUUUGCACUUGUUGGGAUUUUGGUACUUAUUUGGAAGACAAAUCUAUCGACAAAUUCGCAUAAGGCAGAAAGCAUCCCAAACAGAGAGAAUCCAUUUUCACCAUGGUAUUUUAAUGGCAAAAUUCUGUACGAAGACAUAUUGAAGGCGACAAAGAAUUUCGACGACUCUUAUUGUAUCGGUGUGGGAGGGUUUGGGAAGGUAUACAGACUGGAUAUUCCGGGUUAUCAUGAUGUAUUGACAGUAAAGAAAUUGAAUUUUCAGGCCAGAGAUGAGUCAGAUAUGGAGAAUAUAAGACAUUUUGGGAACGAGGUGGCAACUUUGGCAGAGAUCAAGCAUAGAAACAUUGUGAAACUUUUCGGAUUCUGUUGUCGAGGAAUUCACACAUUUUUGGUAUGCGAGUUCAUGGAAAGAGGUAGUUUAGCGGAUAUACUGAAAAGCGAAGAGGUUGCAAAAGAGCUAGAUUGGGGGAAGAGGAUAAGAGUAGUUAAAGGAGUAGCACAAGCUUUAUGUUAUAUGCAUCAUGAUAUUGUGCCGCCUAUAAUUCAUAGAGACAUAUCCAGCAAAAAUGUUUUAUUAGACUCAGAGCUUGAAGCUCAUGUCUCAGAUUUUGGCACAGCAAGAUUUCUCAACCCUGAUUCCUCAAACUGGACUGGAGUUGCUGGCACCUAUGGUUACCUCGCCCCAGAGCUUGCUUAUACCAUGACAGUGACAGAAAAAUGUGACGUAUAUAGCUUUGGCGUUUUUGCUCUUGAAGUUCUGAUGGGAAAACACCCAGGGGAACUCAUUUCCAGUCUACAAUCAUAUGCUGUUGAAAGCAUAUUCCAACAUAAAGAUGUAUUGGAUCCUCGUCUCUCAUCUCCCAAAAAUCAAAACAUUGAAGAUAAAUUAGUCUUGGUUAUGAAGCUAGCUAUUGCAUGUUUAUCUGCUAAUCCACAAGCCCGUCCUACCAUGCGAAGCGUUUCUGAGCUACUUGAUGACUAGAAAAAUUUUAAUUAUCUCUUCCAUGCUUUAA